Molecule: messenger RNA, 2704 nt
Organism: Acanthochromis polyacanthus (spiny chromis)
Lineage: Eukaryota; Metazoa; Chordata; Actinopteri; Pomacentridae
Product: 14-3-3 protein epsilon
Exons: 6
Coding region: 155-928 (257 amino acids)
Biological process (GO): signal transduction
Cellular component (GO): cytoplasm
Source: RefSeq, a predicted model, not a curated record
AGCAGCGGCGCCAUCUUUACGUCAGUGCCACCGGUGGGUCUUCGGCUCAGCGGAGCGACUGUGCUGUUGCUGAUCCACCACCAGGAACUGCCGAGCAGCCCAGAAUCCUCCCUUUCCACCGGGACGCAACGAAAAGCCCCAGUAUCCGAGCGCCAUGGCGGACAGAGAGAACUUAGUAUACCAGGCGAAGCUCGCCGAGCAGGCGGAGCGAUAUGACGAAAUGGUGGAGUCGAUGAAGAAGGUAGCCAGUAUGGACGUGGAGCUGACAGUGGAGGAGAGAAACCUUCUGUCAGUAGCCUACAAGAACGUGAUCGGAGCCAGAAGAGCAUCCUGGAGGAUAAUCAGCAGCCUCGAACAGAAAGAAGAAAACAAAGGCGGAGAGGACAAACUAAAGAUGAUCCGAGAAUACAGGAAAACGGUUGAGAAAGAGCUGAAAUCAAUCUGCAACGACAUUCUGGAUGUACUGGACAAGCACCUCAUCUUAGCUGCUACUACGGGAGAAUCUAAGGUUUUCUACUACAAAAUGAAGGGAGACUACCACAGGUACCUGGCAGAGUUUGCCACAGGCAAUGACAGGAAGGAGGCAGCUGAGAACAGUUUGGUAGCGUAUAAGGCCGCAAGUGACAUCGCCAUGAUCGAACUCCCUCCAACGCACCCCAUUCGUCUGGGACUGGCCCUUAACUUUUCAGUUUUCUAUUAUGAAAUCCUUAACUCGCCAGACCGUGCUUGCAGGUUGGCGAAGGAAGCAUUUGAUAAUGCCAUUGCAGAACUGGAUACGCUGAGCGAGGAAAGCUAUAAGGACUCAACACUUAUCAUGCAGUUGCUACGUGACAACUUGACACUAUGGACCUCAGAUGUGCAGGGAGACGGUGAAGAACAGAACAAAGAAGCACUGCAAGAUGCGGAGGAAGAGGCCCAGUGCGACUGAACAACACAAGAUGAACAGUCAUCCUCCUCUUGUUCCUCCUCCUCUUCUUAUUUCUCUCCUCCCAGCACUAGCUCCUGUCCCCAGCCACAGUCUUUAACUGGGUUGAUACUGCAGCCUACACUUUUUCUCUGCCUUCCCCUCCAUUUCUACUCAUCUGUCUCACCUUUUCUCCUCAUAUGCACGUCAUCUUCUGGUGCCCCCCAGGGCCCAUUCGGGUCUUCAUCUCCACUACCCAGGGGUUCUACCUUGUUUUGAUGACUCCUUUUGCAAGCCUGUACCAUUUAAAAGGGAUAGGUGGGUUUUCUUUGAAGUGGGGCUGUAUGAGGUACAUCAGCACUCCCAGUUUGGAGAAACAGGCAGGGAAGCUGAGCUCUGAACUGCUAUGGAUGGGGUCAGCAGCAAAAUGUGCCACCUAGGGGGGGAAAAAUCACUUAAAGUGUAUGUAAUAUUCAGAGUAUUUUCACUGCUUCACCUUGCAGUCCAUCCAGAAACUGAAGCUUUUAAAUCACUCUCUUCAAAGCCACCAAGCUCCUUUGAGACAAACUGUAAUUUCACCACACAGAAAGGGGGAGUUGCUGGUUUACGGCUGCGUGACUUUGGCACUUUCACACGUUAGUUCAGAUUCUAGCUUACAUGUUAAAACACCAAAGUAACAUAGCAGCAGACCAGUAACUGAUGUGUUCAACAGGGUCAAAUUACUGUUUUUGUCAAAGGAGUCUGGUGGCUCUAAAGAGAGUGAUAGAACAGUUAAAGGAAAACUGCUGUAAAGCAAUGAAAAUACUCUAAUAGCAAACUGAUUGUACUUUUGAGGUUGCUGAAAGACAUUUUGCUGCUGCCUCCGUCCAUGUCAGUACAUCACUUAGCUUCUUGUGGUGCUGAUCGUCUACUGUAGGUAAUAAACACUAUGAACACGUAUGUCAUGCUAGCCCACUUCAAAGAAACAUAACUAUCCCUCUCAAGUUUGCGUCCUCUUUUACUGUUUUUAUUUUGCUUUACAUUGCUGUAUCAUCUGUUGCCAAGUAUGCUUGCCUGUAUUUGUAAUACUCAUAUGCAAGGGUUUAUUUAAAAACAACACUCUGGUGUUCAUCUUUUUUUUGUUUCCUGUAUAUGUGUGUUUUGAACAAUAUGUUGUCCAUGCUUUUGUCACUUCUGAAACACUUCAGUUAUCAGUUACCACAAAGGAAGGCUUAAAAGGGAUGUGUUAAAGGUUUUUGGAAGAACUAAGUGCCCUCUUUACUUUGUGGUUACCAAACCUGCUCCUUCAACACAUUUGUGGGUUUUUUUUUGUUAAUUUUUUAAAAAUGGCAACAUCAGAAUGUCCCCCUUCUCCGAGCAUCACUCUGACCUCUAUUCUUGUCCGCUCUUGGACCAAGUAUUGUGCUGCGAGGCUGUAGCGCUUUUGCUAAUGGCAGGUAGUUAGGUAGUGGCUUUUUAACAGACUGUGUGUGUGUGUGUGUGGGUGUGUGUGUGUGGGUGGGUGGGUGUGCGGGAGAGGAAUGCUCAACACUCUUUGAUUGUAAUGUAAUGCAGUUUUGCAUUGGCACUAUAUAAAAACAGUUUGGGAAAUAGAGGCCUGCUGUAUCUUUACUCCCCUGACUCUUUCAGGUUUCCUUGUCUCAACUCUUUCCUCUCAUUUCCUCUCUUCCUUCUGUUCAGUAUGUGUAACGUGAAUCUGAUUUGUACUACUGGAUAUUCUCACCGGAGCCACAAGUACCAUCUGUAUUCUUACUGAAACACAGCAUGGAAUUAACAUUAAACUUCAAAUUGAAAACAUUA